AUGACAACAACAACUUUUUUUUUAUUUUUAAUACCCGUAUUAGGUAUAAUAUUAUUAUUAGUUAAUUUAAUACUAUCACCUCAUAAUCCAUAUCAAGAAAAAGAUAGUGCCUUUGAAUGUGGUUUUCAUUCUUUUUUAGGUCAAAAUAGAACACAAUUUAGUAUAUCUUUUUUUAUAUUUGCAUUAUUAUUUUUAUUAUUUGACUUAGAGAUUUUAUUAAUAUAUCCUUAUGUUGUAAGUGCUUACACUAAUGGUAUAUACGGUUUAUUAAUAAUGUUAGUAUUUUUUGUAAUAUUAACUUUAGGAUUUGUAUUUGAAUUAGGAAAAAAUGCAUUAAAAAUUGAAAGUAGACAAAUAUUUAAUUUUAACGUAAAAACGUGA
Penicillium olsonii is the source of this 381-nucleotide messenger RNA. The record is from the annotation of a GenBank genome assembly. Lineage: Eukaryota; Fungi; Ascomycota; Eurotiomycetes; Eurotiales; Aspergillaceae.